Molecule: messenger RNA, 695 nt
Organism: Brassica oleracea var. oleracea
Lineage: Eukaryota; Viridiplantae; Streptophyta; Magnoliopsida; Brassicales; Brassicaceae
Product: V-type proton ATPase subunit F-like
Exons: 5
Coding region: 152-535 (127 amino acids)
Biological process (GO): proton transmembrane transport
Cellular component (GO): proton-transporting V-type ATPase, V1 domain; membrane
Molecular function (GO): proton-transporting ATPase activity, rotational mechanism
Source: RefSeq, a predicted model, not a curated record
AAAUUAGCAAAUUUCUCAUAAUUAUUAUGAGAGCAUUGAAAGUAGUAGGGGUAAUAUAGUCAGCUAAAUUGGGUUAAUGGUUUCCAUCCAAGUUUUUUGGAAUCAAUCACCAAUCAAAGCAAAGAAGGAAUCAACAGAGUUUUGAGUGAAUAUGGCUGGGAGAGCUUCGAUCCCUGCUCGCAACUCUGCCCUCAUUGCAAUGAUCGCCGAUGAGACCGUAGUUGGAUUCUUGAUGGCUGGAGUUGGUAAUGUUGACAUCAGGAGGAAGACUAAUUACCGCAUCGUUGAUUCCAAGACAACCGUGAGACAAAUUGAGGAUGCUUUCAAGGAAUUCUCAUCUAGAGAUGAUAUUGCUAUCAUCCUCAUCAGCCAAUAUGUUGCUAAUAUGAUCAGAUUCUUGGUGGAUAGCUAUAACAAGCCAGUUCCUGCAAUCCUAGAGAUCCCUUCCAAGGACCAUCCCUAUGAUCCUGCUCAUGACUCUGUUCUCUCCCGUGUCAAGUACCUCUUCUCUGCUGAAUCUGUGUCACAGCGUUAAAUCAUAUACAAUACAUUCUGUUCAGCCUUUUAUCACUUGUUUGUUUUUGGCUUCUUAUACAAUCUUUGUUUAUUUUUCAUUCCGAACUCGUAAAUUUUCAAUAAUGUAUAACUCUUGGUUUUUCAUUUGGAGAUGGCUUUAAUAUUAUUAUUAUUAUGAA